Messenger RNA from Tigriopus californicus, 312 nucleotides. RefSeq names its product protein Churchill-like. Bases 1 to 312 code for a protein of 103 amino acids. The transcript is spliced from 3 exons. Gene Ontology annotation, biological process: multicellular organism development; fibroblast growth factor receptor signaling pathway; positive regulation of DNA-templated transcription. Gene Ontology annotation, molecular function: zinc ion binding. NCBI's taxonomy places the organism in Eukaryota, Metazoa, Arthropoda, Copepoda, Harpacticoida, Harpacticidae. The record is from RefSeq and is a predicted model, not a curated record.
AUGUGUUACAAAUGUGUGAAGGAUAAGACUUUAGACCGAGGUACGUUUUGUUCGGACACUUGUUGCCUUCUGUCGAAUUUCGCUCAGUGUAGCGAAUGCGGAUCGACCUCAGCCCUCGAAAUCCAGACCGAUAAGCCCGUGACCGUCCAGGGAGACACCGAAGUUCUCACGCGAAAUCAUUUGUGCCGGUGUGGGCACGUGAUUGGUGAGCACACCUCGGAAUUUUGGGUGGAAUCGGGCCAUCAAGAAUAUCGUAUGGACUGCCAUUUGUGCGGAUUUGGGGAGGAUAGCAUUUCGAUAGUGCCCAAGUAG